UAACGACAUUUGAUCACUUAGAUACCUACCUAUAUACAUAUAUAUUAGUCAUUGAUUUAAUAUAGUGUGUAUGGUAAGGUAAAUUAGUAUAUUAUAUACAGGGUGCAUUUCAAUCAUUGUAUACUUGGUUUUAUGAUAACGGAUUAUAAAUAUGAAAAAUCGCCGUUGCUUUAUUUUUCAUGCGAACAAAUUAAUUGACUAGGUUUUUCAAGUCUCAAAUUUCCUAGUGUUUAGAAGACGCUACACCCACAUAUAUUCUUGCAGUCUUAACGCAUAACAUGGCAAAUGUUAUAAUCCGUAUCUCUGUUAUUAAUAUUUGAGUAAAUUUACGUAUUAUCAAUUUUAAAAUAAAGAAGAUCGUCCUCGGUUUUUUUACAUUUUCAUUUUGAAGCAAGUUAUGAGCAUUUUAAAGUUUUAAAUUAAACAUAGACCACACAAUAUGUGGGUAGAAGGUAUAACGUCCUAUUAAGUCUACAUUUUUAACUCAUUAUAGUGGUAUUAAUAUUAUUGUUUGUUACAUUUAUGACUGUAAAAUGCCUAUACAGAGCGCCGUCUAAUACUAGUUAUACCUCGAAACCUCCUAUUAGUAUUAUAAUACAAGUCAUAUAAUAUGUUGCGUCGUUGGAAUUAGACAAAUUAUUACUGUUAGGAUUAAAUUAAAGAACUUUUUUCUAUUUUAAAAGUGUAGAAAAUAAAUGUUUCAUGAAAUAUUUUUUGAUGUGUGUGUUGGCCGUUGGGGGAUGAUGAUCAAAAUCUAAACUUUCCUAGUUUGGUUUUACUAUUGUAUUAUAUCUAGAGAAUUUACAGUAUUCCGUUUGGAUUAUAACUUAUCUACAUUAUUUGAACAAGUGGAACACUUAAAUCAAUGGACCGAAUCACUGAGCGAUACCAGAACCAGAGGAUGGUGGAUGGUCAAUUCGGUUUUUACUACAUUUACCAUAACCCUUUGUUAUCUUCUAAUAGUAUGGCUGACUCCACGGUUCAUGAAAAAUCACACAGCAUACAGUUUAAAAAAUAUUCUAAUAAUGUACAAUAUAAUAAUGAUAAUAGCAAAUUUAUUCAUUAUAAUAGAAUUGGUAUUGAUGACUACUAAAUUAAACUAUAGUUGGAUGUGUCAGCCGAUAACCUAUGUCAAUGCAGAAGCUGAGCUUAGGAUAGCAACGGCAGUAUGGUUGUAUUAUAUAAUUAAAUUUUUUGAAUUAUUGGACACUAUAUUUUUGAUGCUCCGGAAGAAAGAUAAUCAACUGUCAUUUCUUCAUGUUUACCACCAUUCAACAAUGUUCAUAUUCUCAUGGCUAGGAACAAAAUAUGUACCAGGCGGCUCUGCAUUUCUACCAAUAUUAAUCAACAGUGCUGUACAUGUCAUAAUGUAUUUUUACUAUACAUUAGCUGCAAUACAAUGCUCAAAAAUCUUUAAAUUCAAAAAAUAUGUUACAAUCAUUCAAUUGGCUCAGUUUUCAUUUGCUCUACCAUUAGGCAUAAAUGCCAUACAAAGUGGAUGUAAUUGGCCGUUAUGGAUGAAAUAUUUAUUUGUCUUUUAUAUUAUUACAAUGUUGGUUUUAUUUGGAGACUUUUAUAAGAAAAAUUAUAUUAAAAAAGUAAGCAAUAAUGAAAAUGAAGUUGGACAAUGUUUAAAGAAAUUGUGAUUUUCUUAAUCAAUACAUUCAAGUAGGCCUAAGAAAUAUUUUUGUUUAUAGAAAUUAAUGUAUAAAAUAAUGAAUUAGAGGUGACAUUACAAUAACUUAAUAUAUGUAAUAACUAUUUUCCAAUCAUGUGAUAUUUAAAUAUUUUUUUAGUUAAAAAUUUGUAUUUUAUCUAUUAUACUAUCUACACUAAACAUUUUGACUUGGUAAUACUAAAUUAUAAACAUAAAGUUUUUGGCUAGUUAGUUAAUGUUCUUCCAUUUAUAAAUAUGUCUCUACUGUAAUAAUUAUUAUAUUUUAUUAUUUAUUAGUUAUUAAGAGGAUAUGAUACCCACAUGUGUUGUCUCCGUCUUACAAGUGCGUAACAUGGAAAAUUUUAUGCUCAGCAGAACACGUGUAGCUCCGUUAAUUUAAAAAUUAGAGUGAAUUAUUUACCUCUUAUAAAAUCUAAAGAUAUGAUUAUUAUCUAAGCAACUUCAAGGGCUUUUU
This is a messenger RNA of Acyrthosiphon pisum (pea aphid), 2132 nucleotides long. Its product is annotated as elongation of very long chain fatty acids protein 4-like. Gene Ontology annotation, biological process: fatty acid elongation, monounsaturated fatty acid; very long-chain fatty acid biosynthetic process; sphingolipid biosynthetic process. Gene Ontology annotation, molecular function: fatty acid elongase activity. Lineage: Eukaryota; Metazoa; Arthropoda; Insecta; Hemiptera; Aphididae. The record is from RefSeq and is a predicted model, not a curated record. The transcript is spliced from 7 exons. Gene Ontology annotation, cellular component: endoplasmic reticulum membrane. Bases 909 to 1646 code for a protein of 245 amino acids.